Molecule: messenger RNA, 3530 nt
Organism: Dalotia coriaria
Lineage: Eukaryota; Metazoa; Arthropoda; Insecta; Coleoptera; Staphylinidae
Gene: Ide
Product: Insulin degrading metalloproteinase
Exons: 12
Coding region: 411-3377 (988 amino acids)
Biological process (GO): peptide catabolic process
Cellular component (GO): cytosol; mitochondrion
Molecular function (GO): metalloendopeptidase activity; metal ion binding
Source: RefSeq, a predicted model, not a curated record
AAAACCGCAAAAUUUUGUUAUUCACUUGUUGGUAGAGGUACCAGCAUGGGAACAAAGAACUUGUCAGUAAAUUUCGUGCCAACUCCGUGCAUUAAUGACGCCACACGGAUAAAUCCGAUAAUUUAAUAACCGACUGUGCACGAAAACAAUUUUUACUUGCUUAGUUGAUAUCAACUACUGAGUAAAAAAAACAUUCAGUUCUGUUCUAGAAGUUUUGUGUAGGUGUACAUAAUUUUAAUAAAUUUUAUUAAUAACACGUGCACAAAACAAGCCACAUCAAUAAAACUGGUACACGUCUGCUCAUCCACGCACUGUGCAGACAAAGACUAAAAAACACAUUUGUUCUGACACUUGGAGUUGUAAGCAGAGGUAACCACAGCUUUGUUAAACAAGUAGACAACAAGAAGAAAAUGAGCGAUAUGGUUGUAAAACGUGUGGAUGACAUCAUCAAGAGUGAAGAAGACAAGCGAAGCUACAGAGGACUUGUUCUUCGCAAUCAGAUGAAAGUUUUGCUUGUGAGUGAUAGUAGUACUGAUAAAAGUGCUGCUGCAAUGGAUAUUAAUGUAGGAAGUUUGAGUGAUCCAGAUCAUUUACCAGGCCUAGCACACUUCUGCGAACACAUGUUAUUCUUAGGUACUGAAAAAUACCCCAUCGAGAAUGAUUACAUGAAGUUUACAAGUCAACAUGGCGGCAUGUCGAAUGCAACAACAUUUCCGGAUCAUACAAAUUAUUAUUUUGAUAUUUUACCAGAACAUUUACAUUCUGCUUUAGAUCGUUUCGCGCAGUUUUUUCUUCAUCCCCUAUUCACUGAAAGUGCAACCGAACGUGAACUCAACGCUGUGAACAGCGAACACGAGAAAAACGUCUCCAGUGAUAACUGGCGCCUGUAUCAGUUGGAUAGACACUCCUGUGACCCGUCUCAUCCAUUCCAUAAAUUCGGUACAGGUAACAAAAUGACGCUGGAUAUCGGCCCGAAAGAGCGCGGGAUUGAUGUGCGUGAUGAGUUGUUGAAGUUCCACGCGCAGUGGUAUUCGGCGAAUAUUAUGAGUUUGGCAGUGUUGGGAAAGGAGUCUUUGGAUGAAUUGGAGGCGAUGGUUGUGGAGUUGUUUGCUGAUGUGGAGAAUAAAAAUGUGGAGGCGCCAUCUUGGCCUGUACAUCCGUUUAAAGCGGAACAAAUGGGGACCUGUACGCAGGUUGUGCCGGUGAAGGAUAUACGCAAUUUGAAUAUUGUGUUUCCCUGUGAGGAUUUAAGUCAAUAUUAUGAAUCAGGGCCUGGUGAUUACAUAGGCAACCUUGUUGGUCACGAAGGACCCGGAAGUAUCCUUUCCGCUUUGAAAGAAAAAGGUUGGUCUAAUAAAUUAUACGCCGGAUACAAAGAACCACAUCGUGGGACAGGAUUUUUCGGUGUUUCUGUUGAUCUCACUGAAGAGGGACUCAAACACACCGAUGAAAUCAUUUUAAUGAUAUUUCAGUAUUUGAAUAUGUUGAAACAAUCGCCGCCGAUUCGCACGUAUCACGAUGAACAACGUGAUAUCGCCGCCAUGACAUUCCGGUUCAAAGAUAAAGAAUCCCCGCGGUCUUACAUCGAGAGUUUAACGCACAAAGUGCAAGAAUAUCCAUUUGAGCAUGUUUUAUGCAAUCAUUACCUGCUAACCGACUGGCGACCGGAGAUAAUCACGCAAGUUUUGGAGAAUUGCACGCCGGAUAACAUCCGCGUCGCUAUUAUCGCGAAAAAAUUCGAAGCGGUUGCUGAUCAACGAGAACCAUGGUAUAAUACACCUUAUAAACUAUUCCGGAUUCCGGAAACUACAUUGGAAAGCUGGCGGAAUGCGGGUUUAAGCAAAGAAUUGCAUUUACCGGAAAAGAAUGAUUUUAUUCCGGAUGAAUUCGAUUUGUAUCCGGCUGAUAAAGAUAUAACAGAGCAUCCGGCAAUUGUAAAAGAUACAGCGAUUACACGCGUGUGGUUCAAGCAGGAUGAUAAUUAUUUAUUGCCGAAGACGAAUUUAAUGUUUGACUUUGUCUCGCCACUUGCGUAUUUGGAUCCGUUGAGUUGUAAUCUCACGCAUAUGUUCACACAACUCUUUCGUGAUUCGCUGAAUCAGUAUGCGUAUGCUGCUGAGCUCGCUGGGUUGAAUUGGGAGCUGAGUAAUACAAAAUAUGGACUUAUUCUCUCUGUUGGUGGUUUUAGCACUAAACAACAUUUAUUACUAGAGAAAAUUAUUCAGUCUUUGUGUGAGUUUAAAAUUGACCCCAAACGCUUUGAAAUUUACAAGGAAAACUAUACAAGGACUUUGAAGAACUUUUCCGCUGAACAGCCGUAUCAACACGCUGUUUAUUAUCUUGCCGUGUUGUUAACAGAACAUUCAUGGACAAAACAAGAGUUAUUAGCGACUAUGGAUCAAGUGACAAUUGACCGCCUCGAAGCAUUCAUCCCGCAGAUCUUAAGCAAGAUGCACAUUGAAUGUUUCAUUCACGGCAAUGCCAACAAACAGAAAGCGUUAGACUUGGUUGAUAUCGUCGAGAAUCGCUUGAGUGAAGCAGUGCGCAUGUCACCGCUCCUGCCGCGUCAACUACUACUCAAUCGCGAAUUGAAACUAGAAGAUGGUUGUAAUUAUUUGUACAACAUCCAAAAUGACAUUCAUAAGUCUUCAUGUGUCGAGAUUUAUUACCAGUGUGGUAUGCAGACGAAGCAGAGUAAUGUUCUGCUGGAUUUAUUUGCGCAUAUUAUCCAAGAACCUUGUUUUAAUGAACUGCGCACUAAACAACAGUUAGGUUAUAUUGUAUUCAGCGGUAUGCGGCGGUCCAAUGGCGUGCAAGGACUCCGCAUCAUCGUCCAAUCAGAUCGUCAUCCGGAGUAUGUUGAUGAGAGGAUUGAGGAAUUUUUACGGAACAUGCUGUCACAUCUUGAAGAUAUGCCCGCCGCAGAAUUCCAAAAACACAAAGAUUCACUCGCCGCGCAACGCCUCGAGAAACCCAAACAACUCUCAAUGCAAUCGUAUAUCUUCUGGUCGGAGAUAACCAGUCAACAGUAUCAUUUCGACCGCGCGAAUGUCGAGGUUGAGUAUUUGCGCACAGUUGAAAAGAGUGACGUGAUCGCGUUCUAUAAACAAUUGCUAGCGGAAGACGCCGCCCAGCGGCAUAAAAUCUCCGUGCAUGUGCUGUCCACUGCCGAGGGCGGGGCCGGUUGUGAUAAUCCUGCCCAUAGUGUUCUCAAUGGCAAUGUCGAGAAUAAUUUAACGCCGCCGGCGACUACGCCUAGUCCCAAGCAAACAACGCCGAUUAAUGAUAUCACAGUGUUUAAAAGCGCGCACGGUAUGCAUCCGUUGGUGCAGCCGUAUAUGAACAUCACACGCAAGGGUAACAAGUGCAAGUUGUAGUUAAAUUUUAACUUUAAUAAGAUUAAAGAGUUUAAACAAGUUUCUUACAAGCACGACGGUACUUAUACUGGAUUUAUUAGGUGUUUGUUUGUGAAUUUAGUGGAUGUAAUGAAUUUUAAAACGAAACUUAACACAAUAGAGGUUAGAUUUUAA